AUGAGCCAAACGUACAUUCUUGCGGCCUUGGCGCUGGAUCACCUAUCCCAGCGUCGGACAUCCGUCAACGCUGCUUGCUCAUAUGUGAUAGCCUCCCAGUCUUCUGACCGAUCUCGCAUCAAGGCAGGUAAUUCGCCGCAUCAUGCAGCAAGCCGAGGGCCACAUCAGGCGUCUAGAUCGGGUCCCCAUCGCGCGGUGGACGAGAGACGUCUCUUGGCACUUGUUAGCAACACUCUGAGCUUUAGAGAGUCGCUGCAAAUCAUCUUGAAUCGCUCAGGAGUGAUGCAGCGCGAGAGCAAGAUGUUCGACUUGGGCGGAAAGCCUGGAGCGUUGGGUGGAGCGCAAGGGUCGGGCAUGCAAGCUCCAGAUGCAAAGAAGCGUAAGCGAAGCGAGCAUGGUGGGGGUCCAUCGGUCACAAAAGCUUGGCCAGCGGCCAGUCACAAGGGCACAGUGCCAAGCUCGAGCGCUUUGGCCCUGGUGAUGCUGUACGAACUCCUGUUGUCGGGUCACAGACCAUCCUGUUCGGCAUCUUGGCCUCCUCGUAAAGCGAUCGAUGCCAACAUGCUCAAGCUCAAGUCGGAGCUGGCGCGACUGAGAGCCCAACGUGGAGCUGCUUCCAUCGAUGAUCUCAGAGAUCAGCUGGAGCUGGAGCAAAAGAGGAGAGCGGGAAGAUGCCCGAGAUGGGUGAGGGUCAACCCGUUCUCUGCGCUCAUCAAGACCCGCAUGAAGAGUAAAGGGGCGGUUGCUCAUUCAUCGCCCAUCGACGCUCUGUGUGAGCUCUUGACGGAGGAAGGCUGGCGAGAAGGUCAUGGUGAGGUGCUCACAAAGGAAGAUGGGUGAGUAUUUGGAUUGACAUUGCGAGUGAUGAGACGCUAUCGACACUGAUCACGUCUCACGUUGCUAACCGACCGUCCCGAGACGCCUGGCAGCAAAUCAUUCUUGCGGUCGCAGAUCUUGCCAGAUGUACUUGGAUUUCAUCCAAGCGCGACCGCUGAGCUAAUCAGCACCGGCUUGUACGAACAACGAGCAGUCAUACUACAGGAUCUAGCGAGCUGCUUCCCCGCCAGCAUUUUGCUAAGCCCGUUGAGGCUAAAUGGAUCAAUGGGCUCCUUGGAUGCCUCAGCGAUCAGUCAUGCACACACUGCAAAGCGCGGCCAGUCAGAUGGAAGGAAUGCCGCGUCGUUUUCAGUGCCACCACUGCAUGUGGUUGAUGCGACAUCUGCGCCGGGCAACAAGACUUCACAUCUUAGCAGCAUUUUGUACUCCAACUUCACCUUGCAGGUACCAGCCGGGACGCAAGCACGCGUGACAGCGUUUGAAGAGGAUAAAGAUCGCUUCGCAACACUUGUGUCGCAGCUUGACAAGGCCGGGUGUCUGGAUGACUCAUAUGGCUUACACGCAACGAGUGGCAAAAGACCAAUGACCGACAGCAGCAUGCCUCCACCAAAGAAGAAGGGCAAAUUUGAUGGUGCCGAUUCGAAGGCGUCGCAACACACUGCAAAAGUCGGAAUCUCUACGCGUGCACCUACCCCAGGACUGGUUUUGCCGAGAUUGGGCGACUUCCUCAAGACUAACCCUGCUGAAGAGGAAUGGAAGGACGUGCGGGGCAUGCUCUUGGAUCCAAGCUGCUCUGGCAGUGGCAUCCUAAGCAGGUCGGAGUACUCAAUGGCCGGCUCGUCGACUAGGGCACAGCAAUCCAGCGAGAAUGGUUUUGGCGUACAAGGGGCAGCUGACGGCACCGGACAAGUCACGAAGUCUGCAAAUGGACGUUUGAGAGGCACUCAGCAGCAUCUUGGACCAUCUCUUGAAGAGGAAGAAGUUGUCACUGAUCAAGCUGCCAAUGGAACCGAGGAAGUCAGGAUAGCUGCUUUGGCCAACUUUCAGCUGUCCAUGAUCAAGCAUGCAAUGAAGUUCCCGGCUCUGGAACGCUUAGUAUAUUCGACCUGUUCCAUUCAUGCUCAAGAGAAUGAAGAGGUGGUCAUGAAGGCUCUCGAUUCUGACGAAGCUGUACAAAAGGGUUGGACUCUGGCGCCCGCAAGUCAAGUCUUGCCGAGCUGGAAGGGAAGAGGUCUUGUUGAGAGCUGCGGUGGAGACAAGGGUGAGUGGUAUCGCGCAGUCUCUUUCCAAAUUCUCCAACCCUCGAUGCUGACCUUGCUGCCUUUCCGUCCCGAUAGAGCUCGCCAAAUCGAUGAUUCGCUGUCGGCCGGGCGGCGACGCUGCGAUAGUUGACAAGCUAGGAAAGGAUGAAGCACACAUGGAAGCCAGUAACGGAUUCUUCGUUGCCCUUUUUGUGCGCCGUAGCUCAGGAUCGCCGACAGCGUCGCAACCGCCCACGGAUAGCACCAUUGACCAAUUGACGCCAGUCGAGGGAUCUUCCAGCUUGACAAAGUCGGCAAAGAAACGGGCGAAAGCCAAACUCAAAGCCAAGGAAGCCAGGCAAUUGCAAGUCACGACGGAUGCAAAAGCUUAUUCCUUGAUACCUGCUCGCAAUCAAUGA
Molecule: messenger RNA, 2497 nt
Organism: Ceraceosorus bombacis
Lineage: Eukaryota; Fungi; Basidiomycota; Exobasidiomycetes; Ceraceosorales; Ceraceosoraceae
Source: the annotation of a GenBank genome assembly